GUCACUCAACCUCUGAUGAAAUUUACACAAGACCUGCUCUGACCUUACGUACUUUGAGCAUGUUUGUCACACUUAGUCACCCCGCCCUCCGAGUGGGCCUGGCCCGAACCAUUUGGGCUCGCUCUCUCGCCACAGCCACACCUAUCAAUGAACAAAUAAAAAACUUGGUGAACGAGGAUAAGGUGGUGGUAUUUAUGAAAGGUGUGCCGGAACAACCCCGAUGUGGGUUUUCCAAUGCCGUAGUUCAGAUUAUGCGAAUGCACGACGUCCAAUUCAAAGCUCACGAUGUGCUCCAAGAUGAAGAGUUGAGACAAGGCAUUAAAGACUUCUCCGAAUGGCCCACGAUUCCUCAAGUCUACAUGAAAGGCGAAUUUAUCGGAGGAUGCGAUAUUUUGCUUCAAAUGCAUCAGAGUGGCGAAUUCAUAGAGGAAUUGGAGAAAGUGGGGAUCAAGUCCGCGCUAUUAGAUCAGCCUAAAGAAGAUGACCCCAAGGAUAAAUAAGUGAUUGAAGCGUUUCACUCAUGUCCGUGGAAUAUUUCACUCUGUCAUUGCCUUGGAAACUAAGCAGACAUAAAAACCAAACCCUGUCUAGGAAGAUUUUUGUUUUAA
This is a messenger RNA of Tigriopus californicus, 608 nucleotides long. RefSeq names its product glutaredoxin-related protein 5, mitochondrial-like (gene Grx5). NCBI's taxonomy places the organism in Eukaryota, Metazoa, Arthropoda, Copepoda, Harpacticoida, Harpacticidae. The transcript has 3 exons. The record is from RefSeq and is a predicted model, not a curated record. The coding region runs from base 60 to 500 and encodes 146 amino acids.